Chionomys nivalis (European snow vole) is the source of this 5100-nucleotide messenger RNA. RefSeq names its product PTPRF interacting protein alpha 1 (gene Ppfia1). NCBI's taxonomy places the organism in Eukaryota, Metazoa, Chordata, Mammalia, Rodentia, Cricetidae. The coding region runs from base 195 to 3920 and encodes 1241 amino acids. The record is from RefSeq and is a predicted model, not a curated record. Gene Ontology annotation, cellular component: presynaptic active zone. Gene Ontology annotation, biological process: synapse organization. Gene Ontology annotation, molecular function: protein binding. The transcript has 31 exons.
CGCCGGCGACGCGCCGGGCCCGGUCCUCUGCGCUCGCCAGUGUCCCGCGGCGGCGGCCCGGCCUUCGUGACGAGCGGGGCGGCGGGUCCGGGGGCCGGGCUUGGACGCAGCCGCGGGGCUGCGUGGGUCGGCCCCGCAGCCUGCCGCCGCCCGAAGGCUGCCGCGUAGCCCCGGAACCGCGCCCGCCGGCCAAGAUGAUGUGCGAGGUGAUGCCGACCAUUAGUGAAGCAGAAGGCCCCCCAGGAGGAGGUGGGAGCCAUGGGUCAGGCUCCCCUUCACAGCCAGACGCUGAUUCACAUUUUGAGCAGCUCAUGGUAUCCAUGCUGGAAGAACGAGACCGCCUUCUGGACACACUGAGAGAGACGCAAGAAACACUGGCGUUAACACAGGGGAAAUUGCACGAGGUUGGUCAUGAAAGAGAUUCCUUGCAGAGGCAGCUCAACACUGCACUUCCACAGGAGUUUGCUGCGCUCACGAAGGAACUCAACGUGUGUAGGGAGCAGCUUCUGGAGAGGGAGGAGGAAAUCGCUGAACUGAAGGCAGAGAGGAACAACACCAGGCUGUUGCUGGAGCACCUAGAGUGCCUUGUGUCCAGGCACGAGCGCUCUCUGCGGAUGACAGUGGUGAAGAGGCAGGCACAGUCGCCUGCAGGCGUGUCCAGCGAGGUGGAGGUGCUGAAAGCACUGAAGUCACUGUUUGAGCAUCACAAAGCUUUGGAUGAGAAGGUACGAGAGCGACUACGAGUAGCUCUGGAGAGGUGCAGCUUGUUAGAGGAGGAACUGGGCGCCACCCACAAAGAGCUAAUGAUUCUUAAAGAACAGAAUAAUCAGAAGAAAACACUAACAGAUGGAAUGGUUGAUGGAAACCAUGAACAGGAAAACACACCAAGCACCAAUGGCAAGAGAUCUUCCGACGGCUCCUUGAGCCACGAGGAUCUUGCCAAAGUGCUGGAGCUGCAGGAAGUCAUAGACAGGCAGGCAAGAGAGCAGAGCCAGAUGAAGGAGCGCCUGGCCUCCCUGUCUAGUCAUGCAGCAGAGCUGGAAGAGGAUCUGGACACAGCUAGAAAAGACCUUAUCAAGUCUGAAGAGAUGAAUACGAAACUGCAGCGAGAUGUCCGUGAAGCAAUGGCCCAAAAGGAGGACAUGGAGGAGAGAAUCACCACCCUUGAGAAACGCUACCUCGCAGCACAGCGUGAAGCCACGUCUGUGCAUGACCUCAAUGACAAACUUGAAAAUGAAAUUGCAAAUAAAGACUCCAUGCACCGACAGACAGAGGACAAGAACCGCCAAUUGCAAGAGCGUUUGGAGUUGGCAGAGCAGAAGCUGCAGCAGACCCUGCGCAAAGCUGAGACGCUGCCGGAGGUGGAGGCUGAACUGGCCCAGAGGGUGGCUGCACUCUCCAAGGCUGAGGAGAGACAUGGCAACAUUGAAGAGAGGCUGCGGCAGAUGGAGGCACAGCUGGAGGAGAAGAAUCAGGAACUGCAGCGGGCAAGGCAGAGAGAAAAGAUGAACGAGGAACAUAAUAAACGCUUGUCUGACACUGUGGACAAGCUGCUCUCGGAGUCCAAUGAGAGGCUGCAGCUGCAUCUGAAGGAGAGAAUGGCGGCGCUGGAGGACAAGAAUUCUCUACUACGGGAAGUUGAAAAUGCAAAGAAGCAACUGGAAGAGACACAACAUGAUAAGGACCAACUUGUUCUGAAUAUUGAAGCCCUGAGGGCCGAGCUGGACCAGAUGAGACUGAGAGGCCCUUCACUUCAUCACGGCCGACCCCAUUUGGGCAGCGUCCCGGACUUCAGGUUCCCUGUGGCAGACGGGCAUGUGGAUGCUUACAGCACCAGUGCAGUGUUGCGGCGACCCCAGAAGGGCCGGCUGGCAGCGCUGCGGGACGAGCCCUCCAAGGUGCAGACCCUCAAUGAACAGGAUUGGGAACGGGCCCAACAAGCCAGCGUCUUGGCAAAUGUGGCACAGGCAUUUGAGAGUGAUGUGGAUGUAUCUGAUGGUGAAGAUGACAGAGAUACUCUGCUCAGCUCAGUUGAUCUGCUGUCACCCAGUGGGCAGGCUGAUGCACAGACAUUGGCCAUAAUGCUUCAGGAGCAACUGGAUGCCAUCAACAAAGAGAUCAGGCUGAUACAAGAAGAGAAGGAGAAUACGGAGCAGCGGGCAGAGGAGAUUGAGAGCAGAGUGGGCAGUGGAAGCUUGGACAAUCUUGGUCGUUUUAGAUCAAUGAGCUCCAUCCCCCCCUACCCUGCUUCCUCGCUUGCUGGCUCUUCUCCUCCAGGCAGUGGUCGGUCCACACCAAGAAGGGUCCCUCACAGUCCUGCCCGGGAGGUGGACAGGCUGGGUGUCAUGACUCUGCCUAGUGACUUAAGGAAACACCGGAGACAGUUGCCAGCUUCCAGAGAAGAGGUACGAGACGACAAGACGACGAUAAAAUGUGAAACCUCUCCCCCCUCCUCCCCGAGGCCCCUGCGCUUAGACAGGCUGCACAAGGGCGCACUGCACACGGUCAGCCAUGAGGACAUCAGGGACCUGAGGAACUCCACAGGCUCCCAAGAUGGUCCAGUGAGCAACCCUAGCAGCAGUAAUAGUAGUCAGGACUCCCUCCACAAAGCCCCAAAGAAGAAGGGCAUCAAGUCCUCCAUUGGCCGCUUGUUUGGCAAGAAGGAAAAGGGCCGGCCUGGGCCACUGGGGAAGGAGUCACCAGGACAAGCUGGUGUUUCAGAGACAGAAAAUUCAUCUCAAGAUGCCUUGGGACUCAGCAAACUGGGAGGACAAGCUGAGAAAAACCGUAAACUUCAGAAAAAGCACGAGCUGCUGGAAGAGGCCCGCAGGCAGGGUUUGCCUUUCGCACAGUGGGAUGGGCCCACGGUGGUGGUAUGGCUGGAGCUCUGGGUUGGGAUGCCUGCCUGGUAUGUGGCUGCUUGCCGAGCAAAUGUCAAGAGUGGUGCCAUCAUGUCAGCCCUGUCAGACACCGAGAUCCAGCGGGAGAUAGGCAUCAGCAACCCUCUGCACAGGCUGAAGCUGCGGCUGGCCAUCCAGGAGAUUAUGUCACUAACCAGCCCUUCUGCCCCACCCACAUCCAGGACGACCACGGGAAAUGUCUGGUUGACACAUGAAGAGAUGGAAACACUCACAGCCACGCCGCAAACGGAAGACGAGGAGGGAAGCUGGGCUCAGACGCUAGCAUAUGGGGACAUGAACCACGAGUGGAUUGGCAACGAGUGGCUACCCAGCCUAGGCCUGCCGCAGUACCGCAGCUACUUCAUGGAGUGCCUUGUAGAUGCCCGGAUGCUGGACCACCUGACCAAGAAAGACCUGCGAGGGCAGCUGAAGAUGGUUGACAGCUUCCACAGAAACAGUUUCCAGUGUGGAAUUAUGUGCCUGAGAAGGCUGAAUUAUGACCGAAAAGAACUGGAAAGAAAAAGAGAAGAGAGUCAGAAUGAGACAAGAGAUGUUCUUGUUUGGAGCAAUGACCGGGUGAUUCGCUGGAUCCUGUCGAUUGGCCUUAAAGAGUAUGCCAACAAUCUGAUCGAGAGCGGUGUUCACGGAGCACUUCUAGCCCUGGAUGAGACUUUCGAUUUCGGUGCCCUGGCACUUUUGUUACAGAUUCCAACGCAGAAUACACAGGCUCGAGCUGUCUUGGAAAGAGAGUUCAACAACCUUUUGGUCACAGGGACUGAUCGGAGGUUUGAUGAGGACGAUGACAAAAGCUUCAGGAGAGCACCUUCAUGGAGGAAGAAGUUCCGACCGAAGGACAUCCGUGGCCUGGCCUCUGGCUCUGCAGAGACAUUGCCUGCCAACUUCCGGGUCACCUCCUCUAUGUCAUCUCCCUCUAUGCAGCCAAAGAAGGUUCAAAUGGACGGUAGUGUGUCCGGAGCACAGAGGCUGGACUCUGCCACAGUCAGGACUUACUCCUGCUAGAGCCUCCUGCUGUUUACCCGCACUACUUCUACAGAUGACGACACCGUGGCAGAGACAGGCAGAGCUUGGUGGAGCCCCAUCUGGCAGCACUUGCUGUAUGGACCCAAGAUAUUUUAUUACAGAGUUUUUAAACUUGUGGGGAAAAAAAAAUCACAAAUACCAUAGAGAAAAUAUUUUAGAAUUGACUGUUUCUUAUAUUUAUGUAAACUUACACUUCCUCAUUUAUAUAGUUAUGUACUCUUUCAUGUAUAUCCAGGCUAUAAAUAUCCUUUUGAGUCAGUUCAUGUUCUUAUACCUAAUUUUAGUCUUUUAAAUGAAUGUACUGUAAUGCUUGUGUGUAAAUCUGAGCAAAUAUAGGGCUUUUGUAAAUUAUGCAUUUACUGUAAUUAUUCCUGUUUAAUUUUUUAAUGAUGAAUCCGACAGAGGAAAGGAUUUUGCUACAUUUAUAAAGUCAUCAUGAUACAAGCCAUGUGCAUUCUCCUCUACCCAGCUCUGCAACAAUCAUUCUGAAACAAGCAGACUUUAUUUCCAGACUUUUUUCUGUCGUAUUUUAAUGACUGACCUUAAUUGUACUUUUUCUACAAGAAAUCUCAGCUUCCAUUAGGCUUGGGACGAAUGGUCAGGACUCUGUGAACAGCCCUUAACCCUGGCCACAUCCCUGGCCCUGCUCUGGACAUGGGUCGAUUGUCUUCAGAGACUGAGCAGGGCCUUGAGCUAGGAGCAGCACUCUACAGGGGCAGGGUGUCUCAUCACCUGCGAACUGAGCAACCUAGAGAACCUUGCAGCUGCCUCCCUCCACUCUCUUCAAGGACCAAUCACCAUGGGCAGGUGCUCAUUUCCUGACUGGGGCAGAGCAGGUGAAAGCAAGAAACCUCAGCGGAGCAGGCAGCCUGCAACUCCAAUAAAGGCCUUAUUCUUCUUGUGUAAACUGUCUUUUUACAUUUAUUUGUAAAUGUCUUAAGAAUGGACCUAGUUGUACACUCAUAACUGUCUUGGCAACCUCCUCACUGACUCUGGUGAGUUAAGCCACAGGGCUCAGGCAGACGCGCGUAUUUAUUGUGUAGCUGAUGUGGGAGAGGCUUUUAUAUUUGCUUUCUGCUUUUAAUUCAUCUGGACAAUUGGUUGUUCUGUUUUCCUGUUAAUCGUUUGUGACCCUCUCAAUUAUAUAACAAAGUCUGUG